Molecule: messenger RNA, 3287 nt
Organism: Syngnathus acus (greater pipefish)
Lineage: Eukaryota; Metazoa; Chordata; Actinopteri; Syngnathiformes; Syngnathidae
Gene: slc33a2
Product: major facilitator superfamily domain containing 3
Exons: 6
Coding region: 252-1517 (421 amino acids)
Biological process (GO): transmembrane transport
Cellular component (GO): membrane
Molecular function (GO): transmembrane transporter activity
Source: RefSeq, a predicted model, not a curated record
UGACGAGCACCGAUGUAAACAUGACAAUCCGAGAGCGGGGACGACGGUGAGCUAGCGCUAGGCUAACCAACUUUUAUGUUGUCAGUAAGAUCGAUCUACUCUCGGAUUCGUAAUUAACUAACCAACAACAAAAAAGAGCGUCCGGAAGAGUUCACGAAGGUUAUUUGAGUCGGCCUUUUUAUCUGCUCCUCCGGAGUCUAAACGAUGACUACAACCUGACCUAUGGACCACUGCACGCUUGGAGCAAGAUCAUGAAUGACAAAUUAGUCUUCUUGGGCCUGCUGUACUUUGUCCAGGGCAUUCCAUACGGCCUCCAAUCUUCCCUGCUUCCCAUCUACCUGCGUGGUGCUGGCCAUUCCCUGACACGUAUUGGCUUCACCAAGAUCCUCUAUUUCCCAUGGGUUCUCAAGGUGCUUUGGGCCCCUUUGGUAGACAGGAUUGGCACCAAGCGGCGUUGGCUGGUGGCAACGGUCUCUGGACUGGCACUGACAUGUCUCACCAGUUCUGCUCUGGCUCCGGAGAUGCACAUCUGGGGAGUAGCAGGAACCCUGCUCGCCAUGAAUACCCUGGCCUCUGUUCAAGAUAUUGCAGUGGAUGGAGCGGCAGUUGGUCUGUUGAAAGGUCGCGGGGAGCUUGGGCUGGGCAACACAGCUCAGGUUGUGGGCUAUAAAGCUGGAUCGGUGUUCGCUGGAGGCGGACUGCUGGCUGUGAUUGACGUGGCCGGGUGGAGCUGGAUGUUUAUGCUGCUGACGUUCGUGUAUGCAGGCGUGGCCCUGUUUGUGUGGGGGGCUCCUGUGUUGGAUGAGGAUUCUCUGAGGAGCCAACAGGCAGAUGGCAGCAGAAGAGGAGGACAGGGAGUUGAUGCUUUGAUGCCAUGGAGGGUAUGGAGGAAGUUGCUGGCUGUCCCAGGCACCGCUUGGACCGUUCUCUAUGUACUCACAUACAAAUUGGGCGAGCAAGGUGCAGUCACCAUGUUUCCCUUGUUUCUGCUGGAUCACCACAUGAGCGCCAGGGAGCUGGGCUUCUGGAACGGCGUCAUCGCCAUGGGCUUCUCCAUCUGUGGCUCAUCACUGGGAGGCUUACUGCUUGCUCAGUUCAGCAUCGGCGCGCUGAUGCGACGUGUGUUUGUCUUGCGGACCAUCAGCAUGGUCUUCCAGAGCUCCUUACUCACGGUGCUGGAACCAUCGCCACUCAUGAAAGGUAUGGCCGUUUUGAGUAUGAGCGUGCAACACUUCCUGGGUGGUCUGAUCACCACGCUCACUUUCACUACCAUGAUGCAUUGCACCCAAAGGGCUGAGGAGAGCAUUCAGGCGACCCACUACAGUUUCUUGGCAACUCUGGAAGUGUUGGGAAAGCUGAUGUUCAGCGCUUUGGCCGGGGGUGUGGUGGAUUGCUUCGGCUUCCAAGUUGCCUUCCUCUUCUUCCUUACCCUCUCCGCUGGGACAGCAUUGCACGUGUGGACGGCCACUUUUACUGGUGCUCUCAGGGAACACCAACUCAAAGAGCAGCCCAAAUGAAUAUCAAGCUCCAGACUAUAAAAUCUUAGGCUAGAAGUCCACACAUAUACAGGUAUCUUCAAUUAUACCCUCUGCUGCUCUGCCAUAAAAAAGAUGCACGUCCACACACAGUGUGCACACAAAUGCAUUUCCUGCCUGGACUGUAAUACUUUGCAGUUAAGGUAAAAAUAGUGCCACAUGAGUGUGCAAAAAAAGCUCCUUGGUUGCGUACCUGUGUUUGUGUGGAUAUUAAAAGGAGCACGUAAAGUCUUAACAUAACUUUGCUGUGAGCAUCUAAACAACCUUAUACUAAAAAUAAGCUCAAGAGAAUGAUCCUAUAUGAUCAUAUAUUAGGUGUGCUACAAAGCACUAAGAAAUUAGGAUUUCAAUUCCUCUUAAAAAAAAUCUUUACAAUUAAUGAGUUUUAAGUCUUAAAAUUUGUUGUAGUGCGAUAAAAUGGAACAGCAUCCAUUUUGAUGCGUGAUGGGUGGCAUGUAUUCCCACGUUGCUCACUGUGCUGACACUUGAGAUUUAGCACAUUAAAGCUGUUUUUAAUCAUGCCAUCCAUUUGAAUGUUCUUAAUCCAAUAAGAACUUUACACAAAAGCAAUAUCACAAGCUAAUCUUCAGAUGCUUACCGUACGUACAAUGUAUAUGGAGAAAUUUCAUUCUCGUGAAUUCUAUGGUUUACAGAUUGAACUGAGACGCAUGAGUACUACCUCGUAUCAACAACGUAUGGUAGGACGCACAAAAUAUAAACUCUUGCCGCUGUGCUUAAGAUUUAGUCUUAAUAGACGCACAAUAGUAUUAAUCAACAAAGCAGCAACUAUCCAGCAGAGUUUUGUAAAUUGCCGAGAUGAUGUUAAAAAGGAGCAUUGCUUUUAGAAGAGGAGGUUGAGGAAUCAUAAUGGGCCCUCAUAGGUUAGCAGUAGUGCUCUUUAAAUGCUGUAUAAGCUUCCUCCCGUAGCAAAGCUCAGCCUUAUAUGCUGCAUGGUGCCAUUUUGUCUCGGUUUUCCAAUGGGAAGAAAUGAAACGUGAAAAUUAAUUGCAAUAAGCCUGUUCUUUGAAACUUGAAAGAUCAGUGCCACAUACAAUACUACAAUAUUUUGUAUUUGUGAAUACGUUUCAGAAAUAGUGUGCACUGUAAAGUACUGUAUGUCCUAUCACAUAUACUGUUACUCUCCACGACACUGUAUACAAGCAAUCCUGGUCAAGUCAGAUGUUUUCCUCAAUAGAUUCUAAAACAAAUGCAAUUGAAUGUAUAAUAUGAAAGUUAGUCUUGAGUAAAGCCAGCAUUCAUUAAGACAAACACGUGCUUCUAAAAAUCAAAUGUCUACGAAUGAGUAUUAGAUCCACACUGAAAAGAAAUAUACAGAGAAAUUGUCACAAUUACAAGGGAAAACAAUCAUAUGAUGAAAUGUGAAUACAGUCAAAAUCUACAAAAACUACAACUGCAAUGGCCGGGUUUGUUCUUUUAUAAUCCAGAGGCGUUUUUAACAAAUAAGAAAUAAAAUCUACUCAAUAUAUGACAGGGCUGCAAGGUGCUCGAAUGGUUAGCACAUUCGCAUCACAGUUAGUUCUAAGGUUGGGUGUUCGGAUCAGGACUCCCUACACUGUAGAUGUAGUUUUUUUUCAUUGUGGCUCUCAUACUCCAUCGAUGUCACACUUGACAUAUUAAUUACUGGUGUAGUUCAGUUGUCGUCAUCUGACUAAAUCACCUGUGGCAAAGCACAUCUCUUAUCUCAACUACUGUGAGAUUUGCACUAAAAAUAAAGCUGCUGGGUCAAUUGCA